UCCGAGCUAUUUUACCCUUGAAGGGCGAUGGGGUGUUCCGACCAGCGGCAUGUCUUGCAGGAGUGGGGGGACGGAUUCGGCCCAUUCCCACGCUCUAUCGGAAUGUAUACCACUGGAGCGCCGAUCAUUCCCAAUAGUCACCUAAGUGACCCUCUUGGGGUUGAACAUCCGAAAUAUUGCGGUGGACCUCAGACGGAAUUCGGGCUUUGCGCCGAAGAGACAAGAACGGGACAAGUGGGUUUGCGGGUUAAUUGUGUUUAGUGUUGUGCUUGAUUGUUGAUUUUUUGGUUGUAUUUUUUUUGGAAAAAAACGAGUGAGGAGUCGGUGAAUCCUGCCGGAAAUAACUAUGCCCAUAAGUGAGGACGAAUACGAGAUUCGGUCGCCUCAAGAACCUGUCAGCAUGUCGAAAGCAGAGCUCAGAAAAACCCACAAACCCAUCAUGGAAAAACGACGGAGGGCCCGAAUCAACCAGUGCCUAAACGAAAUCAAAACUCUAAUACUCGAAGCCAUGAACAAAGAUCCCGCCAGACACUCAAAAUUAGAAAAAGCCGACAUUCUAGAAAUGGCCGUCAAGCACCUGCAGAACGUCCAAAGACAACAACUAGCUCUGGCUAUGGCCACAGAUCCAUCGGUAUUACGAAAAUUCAAGUCAGGUUUCAACGAAUGUGCCACCGAAAUCGACCGAUUUGUCAACCAAGCUGAUGGUGUCGACGGUGGUUUAAAAGACCGGAUGAGGUCCCAUUUGCAAAAAUGCAUAAGUGGGAUAGAACAAGUUUCACAUUUCAACUUUCCGGGUUUUGCCAAUUUACCAUUUAUGUCGUCAACGAAGGUUUUUGGUCAAAGUACCAGCAACGAAGCAGCGUCGGGUGUAGGGGAUCAGAACAACAACGCAAGAAUACAAAUACCUCAGAGCAUCCAACUAAUUCCUAGUAGACUUCCAAGCGGAGAAAUCGCUCUACUUUUACCAAACUCGAGCAACUUGCCAUUUUUGCCUAGUUUUACCCAACAAAGGGAGAGACCCAGUGCCUUUGCUACUGUGAUACCAUCGUCGUCCACCACAUGUUCCAGUCCUCCACCUAGCCCAAAUCGUGGUUUCCGGCCGGUGCAACCAUCGAAACCUCAGAGCAGUAGUUACCAAGAACAACCACAAGUACCACAAGUGUCUUCUACGUCGAUUCCAGGAUCUCAACCCAUGGAGGUGAAAAGUAUGAAAUUCCCCAUCCACAGUUACACAGAGAGGGAAAAAAAGUUUCCCAGUCCGAAAAAAAUAGAACCUUUGUGUAUCAUCACAAAUCAGUCGGAACGUUAUAAACAAGCUCAAGCAAGAGACGACGCUGCAGAUUUCGAAGAAAAUCGGCAGCAAGGAGUGAAAAGAAAGUUUUCGGAGAUGUCUCCAGGACACGGUUUGUUGACCGUGGCCAAGGAUUACGGACAUCCGGCUGCUAAAAUAAUCAAAACGGAAACAACUACUUCUUGUGAUAGUAGUAGCAGGGACGCAGCUGAGGCUUCUACUUCCCGGGAUGCAGGAGAAAGUAGCGACAUGUGGAGACCUUGGUAGUGCGAGUUUCUGUGAUUAACAAACUGAAAGCUUUAACGACGUUAAUUUAGACACCAAUUUUUACUUAGUGAUUAGACGUAAG
Zophobas morio is the source of this 1640-nucleotide messenger RNA. Its product is annotated as transcription factor HES-1-like. Lineage: Eukaryota; Metazoa; Arthropoda; Insecta; Coleoptera; Tenebrionidae. The transcript has 4 exons. The record is from RefSeq and is a predicted model, not a curated record. Bases 347 to 1558 code for a protein of 403 amino acids. Gene Ontology annotation, biological process: regulation of neurogenesis; regulation of transcription by RNA polymerase II; anterior/posterior pattern specification. Gene Ontology annotation, cellular component: nucleus. Gene Ontology annotation, molecular function: DNA-binding transcription factor activity, RNA polymerase II-specific; protein dimerization activity; RNA polymerase II cis-regulatory region sequence-specific DNA binding.